Messenger RNA from Pyrus x bretschneideri (Chinese white pear), 1218 nucleotides. RefSeq names its product tetraspanin-8-like. The record is from RefSeq and is a predicted model, not a curated record. Gene Ontology annotation, cellular component: plasma membrane; plasmodesma. The coding region runs from base 113 to 916 and encodes 267 amino acids. The transcript has 2 exons. Gene Ontology annotation, biological process: auxin-activated signaling pathway. NCBI's taxonomy places the organism in Eukaryota, Viridiplantae, Streptophyta, Magnoliopsida, Rosales, Rosaceae.
CCUCCUUCUCAGUUCUCACAAAUCUAUCAUUCGACUUCUGCACCUCUCUCUCUCCUUUCUCUCUCUAAAAAUUUGAUUUUCGCUAAGCGGGUUUUUGAAUUCGUCUGCGAGAAUGAGGAUAAGCAACAACCUGGUGGGUCUCCUCAACUUCAUAACGUUCCUGCUGUCGAUUCCGAUCGUGGUGGCCGGAGUAUGGCUGAGCAAGCAAGGCAAUACCGACUGCGAGAAGUUCCUAGACAAGCCCAUCAUCAUCCUCGGCGGAUUCCUCAUGCUGGUGUCGCUGGCCGGCCUAAUUGGCGCCUGCUGCCGCGUCUCGUGGCUGCUGUGGGUCUACCUCCUCGUCAUGUUCCUCCUCAUCGUGGUCCUCUUCGCCGUCACCAUCUUCGCCUUCGCCGUCACCAACAAAGGCGCGGGAAAAGUACUUUCCGGGAAAGGGUACAAGGAGUACAGGCUCGGGGACUACUCGCAGUGGCUGCAGAAGAGGGUUAACAGCACCAAGAACUGGAACAAGAUCAAGAGCUGUCUCAUUGACAGCAAGGUCUGCUCUAGUUUCAAGGACAAGUAUGCCAAUGAAACACUCGAGACCUUCUAUUCUGAGCACCUGUCAGCGCUUCAGGCCGGUUGCUGUAAGCCAUCAGAUGAUUGUGGAUUUACUUACGAAGGCCCCAUCUCCUGGACGAGCAACACUACUACCGUUUCCUCCAACCCUGACUGCAGUGCGUGGCAGAAUAAUGAGAAGGUUCUGUGCUUCAACUGUCAGUCGUGCAAGGCUGGACUGCUGGACAACAUAAAAAGUAAUUGGAAGAAGACGGCGAUUGUCAACAUUGUCUUCCUCAUCUUCCUGAUUGUGGUGUAUUCAGUUGGAUGCUGCGCGUUUAGGAACAGCAGGAGGGACAAUGAAUAUUGGAAACAGUAAGCGACGCUGGGGUUCCAUCGGAUAUUGACAUGUAUGUAAAGAAUAGUUUGGCACUAGCUCUUAUUACUGGAACAUACGUCGGUCUUAUUCCCUAGUUAUUGAUAUAAAUCUCGUAUAUAGUCUUUGAUCACAUUUGGUUUAAGGGUACAACGUUGUUCAGCUGCUACUUUGAUGUUUUUUCAGCUCCUAUGUGAAUUUGUUUGUUUUCAUUGGUCGUUGCCAUAUGUCGUUUUAUCGUACGUUAGGCAUUUGUUCACUGAGUCGUGGUGAUAACUAUUAUUCAAGAAAUACUUGUUAUGGCA